Messenger RNA from Eruca vesicaria subsp. sativa (arugula), 384 nucleotides. NCBI's taxonomy places the organism in Eukaryota, Viridiplantae, Streptophyta, Magnoliopsida, Brassicales, Brassicaceae. The record is from the annotation of a GenBank genome assembly.
AUGUGGAUAGAUGAAAAGUCGGAAGUUUCUGAAGUGGCAACAACAAGUGAGGCGAAUGUAAGGAAGGAUCUAUCGGAGUGGCAGGAGAGACAUGCCACUCUUGUUCUUGGCUCUGUCAAGCAAAUUUCGAAGUUGAGAUAUGAGCUAUGCCCGCGAGUCAUGAAAGAAAGGAGAUUCUGGAGGAUAUACUUCACCUUAGUCAGCACUCAUGAAGCUGGAACAGAACCACCAGACAAGCCAAAAAAGACAAUCCAACAUUCUAACAUGGAUUAUGUUUACAAGAUUGCUAAUAUUUUAGGAAAUGAGGAGUUUACAGUCAUAGGGAGUCACAUCGGAAGCAUUGUGAAGCUCGCUAGAAGGACCAGACUUUAUAAACAAUUAUAA